UCACAUCACAAUUCAAUUCAAGCACACAAAUGCAUAAGCGUUUUACUAUUACACUAACAUUGUUCACAACAUAUAAUGUUGAUUCAAUUUAGCAUUCUGUUCCACUUCUUCAUCCCAAAUAAUUAAACCAAGAAAAGAAAACAAACCAUUUUGCCAAUGCUAUCACCAAACCCACUUUCUCUCUUGUGUGCAUUGCUUCUAUGCUUGCCUCUUGCCAUCUUAUACACCACCACGUCCACACCCACCCCCACUUCCACCUCCACCACCACCACCACCGCCGCCACAGCCACCAUUCAACCCCAAAACCGCACAAACAAUUUCAUUCCACCCAACAAAUUAUCACCUGAAGAGGCCUUGUUCAGAAUAGCCGCACGUGCCAAACGGAAAACCACACGUGCGAGAAAACUAGCUUUCAUGUUCCUCACCACCACCCCACUUCCAUUCGCACCCCUCUGGGAAGCUUACUUCAACCAAACUCCGACCACCCUCUUCAACAUCUACAUCCACGCCGACCCCACCUUCCACUACCACCCACCCUUCACCGGCGUCUUCUCCAACCGCCUCAUCCCAUCAAAACCCACCGCCAGAAACUCCCCUACGCUCGCCGCGGCGGCGCGUCGACUCCUCGCACGCGCCCUCAUCGACGACUCUUCCAACUACAUGUUCCUCCUCCUCUCCCCCUCCUGCAUCCCCCUCCACUCCUUCAACUUCACCUACCACACCCUCACCACCUCCGGCAAGAGCUUCAUCGAGAUUCUAAAAAACGAAACCGGAUCAUACGACCGGUGGGCGGCGCGUGGAACUCACGCUAUGCUCCCCGCGGUGAGGCUUGAGGAUUUCCGUAUAGGGUCCCAGUUCUGGGCUUUGACACGUAAGCACGCGAGGCUCGUCGUGAGUGACCGCGUGCUGUGGCCGAAGUUCAACGUGCCGUGCGUGCGGUCGGACACGUGUUACCCGGAGGAGAAUUACUUCCCUACUCUCCUGAGCAUGUGGGACCGGCGCGGGUGCGUCCACGCCACACUCACCCAUGUGGCGUGGACGUUCCCGAACGACGGGCACCCUCGCACGUAUGAGGCGUCCGAGGUGUGCCCUGAACUAAUUCGCACAUUGCGGCGUGAUAGACCGAGAUACGGUGAUGAUGACGGAGGUGGCAGUGGCAGACGUGAUCCGUUUCUGUUUGCGAGGAAAUUCGCUCCCGACGCUAUUGAACCGUUGAUGGGUAUAGCAGACGGCGUUAUCUUCAGGGACUGAAAAAUAACAGCGACGUUAAAUGCUGUAACUAUUGAAAAGUUACUGAAGUCAAAACCUAUGAUUUUACCAAAAUUGGUAAUGUAUGUACGUAGUACCAAUAAAGCUGCAACAUGUUAACCUGUACAGUUAACUUUUG
Lotus japonicus is the source of this 1387-nucleotide messenger RNA. Its product is annotated as glycosyltransferase BC10. Gene Ontology annotation, molecular function: glycosyltransferase activity. Lineage: Eukaryota; Viridiplantae; Streptophyta; Magnoliopsida; Fabales; Fabaceae. Bases 157 to 1251 code for a protein of 364 amino acids. The transcript has a single exon. Gene Ontology annotation, cellular component: membrane. The record is from RefSeq and is a predicted model, not a curated record.